Colossoma macropomum (tambaqui) is the source of this 1618-nucleotide messenger RNA. RefSeq names its product dimethylarginine dimethylaminohydrolase 2 (gene ddah2). Gene Ontology annotation, biological process: positive regulation of nitric oxide biosynthetic process; arginine metabolic process. The coding region runs from base 289 to 1152 and encodes 287 amino acids. The transcript has 6 exons. Gene Ontology annotation, molecular function: amino acid binding; dimethylargininase activity. The record is from RefSeq and is a predicted model, not a curated record. NCBI's taxonomy places the organism in Eukaryota, Metazoa, Chordata, Actinopteri, Characiformes, Serrasalmidae.
AGGGAGUGGAGACAAAGAGGGAGGGAGAGGGGGAAUAACGGACUGUGUGGGUGUGGGAGAAGACAUGAAGCAGACGGAGCUGCGCUGCCUGAAAGAGGAGUAAUUCCUGAUGAAAACACAACCUCCUGCUUACAAAGCCUUAAAGUCUUAAGGUCUAGAGGAUGCAGUGAGUUUCUCCUGAGGUUAAUGAAUUAUCUUCAGCCAGUUUUCCAGGACUUUUCCUCCUCACAGAGACAGAGGCGUUCUCCGCUGAUCUGUUAGAGCUCCGGAGGCUGACCACACACAGAAAUGGCCAACGUGUUUCCAUACGGCCGUUUCACCCACGCCGUGGUCAGAGGCAUCCCAGAGUCCUUUGGUCAGCACGCAGAUGGAGGUGACAGUGUGGAAGUGGACGUGGCGAAAGCGCAGCGUCAGUUCGGGGUCCUGACGGGGGCUCUGAGGCAGAAGGUGGGCCUGCAGCUCAUCGAGAUCCCGGCAGACCCAGAACUGCCGGAGAGUUGGAGGAUCGAGGACAUAGCCGUCAUUCAGGGAGACACAGCGCUCAUCACACGGCCGUUCAAACAGCAGAGACGCACAGAGGCGGAGGCAGUGAGGCGGGUUAUGAACGAGCUGAACCUGACGGUGGUGGAGAUGGGGGUGGAGGAAGGGGGGUCAGGAGGGGCCACUCUGGAGGGCAGUGACGUUCUCUUCACCGGGAGGGAGUUUUUUGUGGGAAUCUCCAAACAUACCAACCACCGCGGGGCUGAGGUGCUGGCUGAUACGUUCAGGGACUUUGCUGUGUCCACAGUACCUGUGUGUGGGGGUUCUCGCCUGAAGAACGUCUGCUCCAUGGGAGGUCCUGAAACCAUCAUCUUCAGUAACAGCGAGGGGGCCAAGAAAACCCAGCGGGUGAUGGAGCAGCUGACGGACCACCACUAUGAUGUUUUAACCGUGGCGGAGGACGUAGCCGCUAACUGUGUGUACGUGCGGGGUCCGGCUAAAGUGGACUACCUCCUCCACCCCACCGUCGAUGAGUGUCCCAACAGUAUACCUGCCUUCCAGAAGCUGCCUGAUUACACUCUCCUCCCCACAGCCUGCAGCGAGGCCUCCAAACUCGGGGGGGCGCUGUCCUCCUUCUGCCUGCUCAUCAACAGGAAACUCAACUACUCAUAAAUCCGCCCUGCUUUAUGUUCAUAUUCAGUUAUGACUCUCACUGUGGGGCUCAUUUACCAUCAUUUAUCAUCUGAAAACUACAGGGAGCCACUUCAGCUUUUAACCUACAGCUUCUUUACAUCAGAAAUACAACCUGAACCAACAUUUAUUAAUAAAUAAAAGGUAAAAAAUUCAGUUUGACUUGAAGUUAAUCAGAAUUCAAUUCUCAUUAAUAGGAAUUUGUGGUUUUGGGCUGGAGGACCGAUUUUUACUCAUGAAUUAAAUUUCAACAUGUAAAAUUUUAACAUUCCAACGUGAGCUGGCAGGUUUAUUAAUAGUGAAAAAUGGAUUAUUGAUUAUCAAAAAUCAGUUCAAGUAAUAAUUCGAAUUUUAACAUCAAAAUAUUAUUUUCACUGGGAAAAGUCAUGAAAAACCUGGUUCUUUGAGGGUUCUUCAGCAAAGGCAAUUGUUCUAUUUAGAACCAUGA